Molecule: messenger RNA, 1642 nt
Organism: Rhinopithecus roxellana (golden snub-nosed monkey)
Lineage: Eukaryota; Metazoa; Chordata; Mammalia; Primates; Cercopithecidae
Exons: 3
Coding region: 268-1044 (258 amino acids)
Biological process (GO): monoatomic ion transport
Cellular component (GO): membrane
Molecular function (GO): extracellular ligand-gated monoatomic ion channel activity
Source: RefSeq, a predicted model, not a curated record
ACAUGCUCGUAGGAUCCCCUGCGUGGAAACAGCGGCUUGUCUCUGACUACCCGGAGGACACGGAGCACCCCAAAUAGGAACUUUAGAGGAAUUGAAAUCUGUUGCCUGUUACCGCUAGGAAUACUGUUUGCAAGGCACAAGGUGUCUUUUGGUAGUGAGCGCGCUCUGCGCAUGCGCAGGUCCAUUCGGGAAUUACUGCCCAGCAGCCGACUAAGUUGCAUUCCUUGAAUCUUCGCAGAAAAGACAAUUCUUUAAUCAGAGUUAGUAAUGUGGACAGUACAAAACCGAGAGAGUUUGGGGCUUCUUUCUUUCCCUGUGAUGAUUACCAUGGUCUGUUGUGCACACAGCACCAAUGAACCCAGCAACAUGUCAUACGUGAAAGAGACAGUGGACAGAUUGCUCAAAGGAUAUGACAUUCGCUUGCGGCCGGACUUCGGAGGGCCCCCCGUGGACGUUGGGAUGCGGAUCGAUGUCGCCAGCAUAGACAUGGUCUCUGAAGUGAAUAUGGUGAGUGGCCUCCCGACGGGCCCGGCGGGCCAGCUUACGCAGAUGGGAAAUGAACCGGUCCCUUUGCCCUCUGCGUUUCACUGGCGGUCACCUCGCCCCUGGCCCCUGGGGUCCCACUCCGCACGCGCUCCCCACUCCGGUACACACACCCGGUUGCCCCUGGUUUGUAAUUUCGACACACACGGGCUACUGCGGUGUUCCAGGGGAAACGUGCUAGGCACUAUUUUGGGAAGGACGAGUGACUGUUGCGCCGUGGAUCGGCUGGGGCGGAGUCUGAGCGUUACUUUAGCUGGGUUUCCCUGCGUGUUCGGACGAGGAGGGCACCAUCUGCCGGCAGCUGGGUGGCCUGCACUAGGGUCCUCGUACCGGUGGUCGGCAGCCAUCGCCUCCCCAGGCGCGGCCCCGGCAAUCCCCAUGGCCCUCUCAGUCAGCAAGCCCGGACUUACUAAGGCCCUGCCACCAAGAGCACAGUCGGGGUUUCAAAGUGUCCUCUUCCUCCAGGUUCAGGCAAACCGGGUGGCAGGAGCAACAGGCUAAGACAACAGUCCACGCUUGCUAGUAGGAAAAGUGCCCGAGCCUGGGUAGGCUUGUAUUGUUCCCUUGUGGGAGGUUAUGAAUUUGUCUUACUGCAUCUUGCAAAUUUAAGUUGAAACAAAAUAAUCAAGUCCUAUUGCUUCACCUUACUCUAGAAACGUAAGGAUGCCUAAAAAGCCUGAUAAUUUAAGGGAUGUUGGAAGGGAGAGGGGGCGACAGUAACACAGCAUAGUCCUUUCAUUUCAAAGGGGUCAACAUUCCUUUAUAUACAUGUUCCCUCUCUUUUUGGAAGCUGUUGCAAAAUGAACUGAAAAAGCUGCCACUUUCUCUGUCGGCUGGUUCCGUCCACUGAAUGUAGGAGUUUUCUACUUAGAGUUUCUAACUGUUGCUUCUUGUAAGACGGGGAAAAGCCUGUUGCUUUUCUAGAAUCAGCCACCCAGGAAUCAGCUAGAUCUACGUGAGCAAAAUGCCAUUUUUAUUCCACUUGUAAAAAAAUAUUAUGGCGGCAGAAAUUUAUAAAUCCUGAAUAAUUGAAAGAGUAAAACCAUUUGAGAUUGUAUCACUCUAUGACUAUGAAGGCUGUUGAAUUGUCUUUCAUUUC